AUGGAAGCCUUUCCAUGGCUGCUCCUCCUGCUGCUCCCAGAAGCCAAAGCAUUCUCUGGAGAUGGUGCUGAUCCUGAGGAAGUAGUUGCAGUCCUUCAGGAGUCAAUUAGCUUCCCUCGGAGAAGUGAAGAAGUUGAGAGCAUCAUCUGGUCCUCACAGAAAAGCAUCAGUAUAGUGACGCCAGGGAACAAAGGUCAGCCAGCGUCCAUCUUGGUGAUGGACCCCUACCAGGGCUGAGUGAGCUUUUUGGAGCCCAUCUACUCUCUUUAUAUUAGCAAUCUGGCCUGGGAGGACUCAGGACUUUAUCAAGCUCACGUCAACCUGAGGAUGUCCUCAUUCUCUAUCAUACAACAUUAUAAUCUACAUGUCUAUCUCACUGUGAAUAUUGAGAUCUCUGGGGAAGAUCACUGUGAUGUGUUCCUGACAUGUUCUGUAGAGACAGCGGGCAUGGAUGUGACCUACAGCUGGCUCUCAUCAGGGGACAGCAGUGCUAUGGUGCAGGAAGGCCUGGUCCUCAACACAUCCUGGAGUCCUGGUGAAAAUGCUCUUUCCUAUACAUGCAGGGCCAGCAACCCCAUCAGCAACAUCAGUUCCCAUUCCAUCCCUUCUGGGCUCUUCUGUGCAGAUUCUGGAUAUCCUGAAAAGUCUUCAAUGGCUUUCUGUUUCCUAGCCAAGGGAUUGCUCCUCCUCCUGCUCCUAGUCACAACGCUCUGCGCUCUUUGGGUCCAGAAAAAAUGUGCAAAGAUAAGAAUAAGGAAAAUCAAAAGAAACAGAAUGAAACUGGAAGAAGAAGCCUAUUCCCAGCCUGGCCUGACUGCCUCCUGGGGUCCUUUGUCCUAG
Messenger RNA from Dipodomys ordii (Ord's kangaroo rat), 840 nucleotides. RefSeq names its product SLAM family member 9 (gene Slamf9). The record is from RefSeq and is a predicted model, not a curated record. Gene Ontology annotation, cellular component: external side of plasma membrane. Gene Ontology annotation, biological process: T cell activation. Lineage: Eukaryota; Metazoa; Chordata; Mammalia; Rodentia; Heteromyidae.